Messenger RNA from Trifolium pratense (red clover), 1854 nucleotides. RefSeq names its product GTP-binding protein At3g49725, chloroplastic. Gene Ontology annotation, cellular component: cytoplasm. Gene Ontology annotation, molecular function: GTP binding; ribosome binding. Bases 35 to 1705 code for a protein of 556 amino acids. The transcript is spliced from 13 exons. The record is from RefSeq and is a predicted model, not a curated record. Lineage: Eukaryota; Viridiplantae; Streptophyta; Magnoliopsida; Fabales; Fabaceae.
AGAAAUUCAGAAGCACAGAAGAGAGAAACAAACAAUGUUGAGAAACUUGUUGUCUGCAACAAAACUCGAAUCUUCUUCAAAAUGGCGUUUUCAACCUUCUCCUUCUCUUUACUCCACCGCCACCUCCGAUCCCGGACCAAAGCUUCUGGUGGUCCAACCCCGUCUCCGUUCCGAAAAGCUCUUACAAGCUAAACUCAACGAAGCAUUGUGUCUUGCGAAUUCUCUUGAAGAUCAACGUGAUGGUUAUUUUCACACUGAUUUCUUUGAUAAACCUUUACCUCCUCAUGUUCUUGUUCAGAAUCCUUCCCUUAAAGGCCAUAAACCUCGUGCAGAUACUUAUUUUGGACCUGGAACUGUUGAUACUAUUAAGUGUCAUCUAAAUGCUGAAGAAUCAAAGGGUGAAGUGGAUGCUGUUUUUGUUAAUGCCAUACUGUCUGGUAUUCAGCUACGAAACAUGGAGAGGGCUUGGAAGAAACCAGUGGUCGACCGUAUUGGUCUUAUAAUUGAGAUUUUCAAUGCCCAUGCAUUCACCAAGGAAGCUAAACUGCAGGCUGAACUAGCAGCUCUGUCGUACAAGAAGUCAAGACUUGUUCGUGUUUUAGGCCCUGAUGGUCGCUAUACAUUUGGUGCUUCUGGAGAAGCCGAAGUUGUCAGUGCCCGAGGGAGAGGAAGUGGAGGUGGAGGCCAAGGUUUUAUGAGUGGUGCUGGAGAAACUGAACUUCAGCUUCAACGAAGAAGAGUCUUAGAAAGGAGAAAUUAUCUACUAACACAAAUCGCUGAGGUUCGCCGUACCCGUGCCGUGCAACGUGCUGGACGGAAGAGGCAUGGGGGUCCAUCUGAACAACGCUUAGCCACCGUUGCUGUUGUUGGGUAUACAAAUGCUGGAAAAUCUACAUUAGUUAGCAAUCUAACAGACAGCGAUCUGUAUAGCGAUUGUCGACUCUUUGCUACGGUUGAUCCUAGAUUAAGGAGUGCCGUUCUUCCUUCUGGGAGGAAAGUGCUUUUUAGUGACACGGUAGGAUUUAUAUCCGAGCUGCCUGUACAGUUGGUGGAAGCAUUUCAUGCAACUUUAGAAGAAGUGGUCGAAGCAGACCUGCUUGUGCAUGUGGUUGAUUCUACUGCUCCCAAUCUUGAAGAGCAUCGUACAACGGUGUUACAAGUUCUUCAACAAAUAGGCGUGUCACAAGAGAAGCUUCAGAAUAUGAUUGAAGUUUGGAAUAAGAUUGAUUAUGAAGAAGAGUGCACGGAUGCUGAUGAAUAUCUGGAUGAAGAUGAAGAGGCUAACGAGGAGGAUGUAAAUACCGAUACAUUAACGGAAACCGAAAAUUCCUCUGAGCAGUCACUGUGCGACUCUGAGGUCAUGGAAGAAAAAGAAGACUAUUCUGAUGAUUGGUUGUACGAGGAAGAUACUAUGGCUACCGAAGGCGAUUUUUGUUUGCCUUCACCUGUGGCUGACCAACAGAACGAGUCCUCUAAUAUAGACAAUGGUGUGGAAAAUGUCAGCGCGAUGCUACCGUCUGGUCCACAUGUGAAAACGUCUGCCAUCACAGGAGUUGGCUUGCAAGAGUUGAUGGAGCUAAUAGAUCAGAAACUAAGUAUUCAGGAUAAGGAAUUGAAGGGUGCACAAGUGGUUGAAAGAAAUUUAUUUGAUAGAAAAUGGAGGCCCUCACAUUCACAAGAUUCUAGCAUUGCAGUAGAAAAUUAGCUUGUUUUGUUUUGUGUGCUUUGCUAGUUACUUUUCUGCUACAUGUUUAUCUUCUUAAUCUUAAUAGUUUUGCUAUCAUAAAAGAAUUAGUGGAGACAUUUAAAAUAAUUUUAUUCUAUCAUUUAAUAGCAACCGUUUAUUUCGCCAAA